This is a messenger RNA of Hevea brasiliensis (rubber tree), 1242 nucleotides long. Its product is annotated as histone H1. The record is from RefSeq and is a predicted model, not a curated record. Lineage: Eukaryota; Viridiplantae; Streptophyta; Magnoliopsida; Malpighiales; Euphorbiaceae. Bases 123 to 1040 code for a protein of 305 amino acids. The transcript has 2 exons. Gene Ontology annotation, molecular function: double-stranded DNA binding; structural constituent of chromatin; nucleosomal DNA binding. Gene Ontology annotation, biological process: nucleosome assembly; negative regulation of DNA recombination; chromosome condensation. Gene Ontology annotation, cellular component: nucleus; nucleosome.
UCAUCUUGGCAUUCAAUCAAAAUUGCUAUUCUGCGGUCCUCUAUCCAAUUCAAUCCCAUUUCUUCACUCAAUUUUCCGUUCUCGAUUCCUAAACGCCAGAUUUUUAUUCCGUUCCAUCCUUAAUGGCAACUGAAGAUCCGGCCUCGGCUGUGGAGGCCAAUUCUGAACCGGUCACCACUGAGCCUGUCGUGGAACCACCUGCCACCAAGACCGGUAAGACCAAAAAGGCUAAGGAACCCAAAGCCAAAAAGGCUACUGCACCUAAGAAACGCAGUCCACCAUCUCAUCCUCCAUAUGAAGAGAUGAUUAAGGAUGCCAUUGUGACUUUAAAGGAAAAGACUGGUUCAAGUCAGUAUGCGAUUACUAAGUUCAUUGAAGAGAAGCAGAAGCAGCUACCUCCUAACUUCAAGAAGCUGUUGCUAUUCCAUCUGAAGAAGCUUGUAGCUGCUGGUAAGCUUGUGAAGGUGAAAGGAUCAUUCAAGCUCCCACCAGCAAGGUCAUCGGCACCAAAGCCUGCUUCUCCUGCUGCUGCUCCAGCCAAGGCUAAGAAGAAGCCUGCUGCCUCCAAGCCUAAGCCUAAGCCCAAGCCCAAGGCCAAGGCCAAGGCCAAGGCCAAGGCUACUGCCAAGCCAAAGGAAACCAAGUCGACGAAGGCGGCUACCGCUGCUCCAGCUAAGACGAAGGCAGCUGCUAAGCCUAAGGCGAACCCUAAGCCGAAGGCUGCUGCCAAGCCGAAGGCUGCUGCCAAACCAAAGGCCGCGCCUGCUAAGGCUAAGGCUCCUGCCAAGCCUAAGGCUGCGCCUGCUAAGUCUAAGCCUGCUGCAAAGCCUAAGGCUGCUACGGCUAGACCAAAAGCUAAGGAGAGACCGGCUAAGGCGGCCAGAACAUCGACAAGGACUAAUCCAGGGAAGAAGCCUGCGGCUUCCAAGGCGGCGCCGAAAAAGGCUCCUGUUGCAAAGAAGACGCCUGCUAAAAGCGUGAAACCGAAGAGCGUAAAGUCGCCGGCGAAGAGGGCUUCAGCUAGGAAGGCAAGGAAGUGAUUGUGACAGAGAGGCAUACCAUAGGCUGUAGCGUUUGUAGGAUAGUUUUGUAAAUUCGGUUGCUUGGAGGUGUAUUUGGGUCCAUGUGUGGCAGUUGGACAAAAUAGAAGACAUCGGAUUUUUUGUUUUUAUUUCUCGAGUUUCAAACAAUGUAAGUUGUAUGAUCAGUUGACCUAUUUAUGAUAUAAAUCUUUCUUACGAA